Messenger RNA from Anthonomus grandis grandis, 1403 nucleotides. RefSeq lists its product as uncharacterized. The record is from RefSeq and is a predicted model, not a curated record. The coding region runs from base 235 to 1164 and encodes 309 amino acids. The transcript is spliced from 6 exons. NCBI's taxonomy places the organism in Eukaryota, Metazoa, Arthropoda, Insecta, Coleoptera, Curculionidae. Gene Ontology annotation, cellular component: membrane. Gene Ontology annotation, molecular function: phosphatidylinositol bisphosphate binding.
UCACGGCGAGAUCAUCGAUCAAAUAACGCGAAAUUAUUUGCGUGAGUGUGGUACCUAUUUUUUUUCCGCGUUUACAUUUAAAAUUAAACUCUUAAGUGCUUUUUAUAUGUUUAAUUAAUGGUAAAAAAAACAAUCAUAUAAUUGCUACUUUCUAAGUUCAAUUGUUUAAUUCUAUUUUAAGUCUUAUCGAGACUUGUUUUCGUGUUUGAUUCAAUAAGUGAAUAAUUUACAGUGAUGUGCGCGUUACAAUUGAAACAUUCCCACCCUUUUAUCGAUGGUUUGAAAAAACACCCCGAAGGGAAAAAGAAGGAUAUGCAAAAGAUCAAGUCUUGGAUGUCAUCACAACCCCAUCUACCGGAAGUGACCGAAGAAUUUAUCUAUCUCUUUCUUCAUGCCUGUUAUUACUCACACGAGAAAACAAAGAGCGCAAUAGAAGCAUGGUUCACCAUCAGGGCGAACUACCCAAACAUUUUUUCAAACAGGGACCCCAUGGAGCCCAAGAUGAAGAAUUUAUUGGACAUGGGAUACUUAAUGCGGCUUCCAAAAACUACCCCAGAAGGAUACAGGGUGCUUUUGUAUUCUGUUCGAGACCCAGACCCUACCAAAAUGAAUUUCAACGAUGUGGUUAAAGGAUUUUGCAUGUACAACGAUUGCGUUUUGUCUGAAGAUGGAUUGCAAGAAGGAUACAUUGUGAUUUUUGACAUGAAGGACGUAUGCAUCGGACACCUUGCCAGAGUCAGUUUGCCAGCUUUAAAAUGUUUUAUGUAUUACAUUCAGGAUGCGCACCCUUGUCGGCUAAAGCAGAUCCACGUAUUAAAUACCGCAAGUUGGAUUCAGCACGUGAUGAGAUUGGUCGUGCCCCUGGUGCGAUCGGAGCUAUUGAAUUUAGUUAAAUUUCAUAAAGGAAAUCUUCCGGACAAUUUCCCCAUAGAACUUCUCCCGAUGGAUUACGGGGGUGAAGCACCAACCGUAGAAGAUCUUGACACCUCCACCAAAUCCCUUUUGGGAAAAUAUCGGGAUUGGUUGGUAGAAUCGGAACAAUUUAAAUCGGACGAAACGAAGCGAGUUAAAAAGGCCAGUUGGUGGGGAUUAUUUUCUAGUAAAACUCCCCAGCAAGUCGAGUUAGACGAGAAAACCAUUUUGAAAAAUCUUCAGAUCGAUUAAUUCAUUGGAUAUGACAAAUUUUUUUAUUAUGGUAGAUAGGAAAAUUAUUGGGUAAAACUUUUAUAAGAAACCUUAUUGUAUUUAUAUGUCGUGUUCUAGUUUAUAUACUUAAAUCAGGUGUUUAAUGUAUAUCUUAACAUUUUUGGAUCCCACAUUAAUGUUUCCUCAAAAAAAUUGUUGCAUUGUGUAUAAAAGGUAUAUUAUUUGUGGUAAUAUAUAUAAAAUGUUUUUGGUACAAA